Molecule: messenger RNA, 3324 nt
Organism: Oldenlandia corymbosa var. corymbosa
Lineage: Eukaryota; Viridiplantae; Streptophyta; Magnoliopsida; Gentianales; Rubiaceae
Source: the annotation of a GenBank genome assembly
AUGGGAGAUUCACUGGAGAGAUUGGGAUCAGAUGGAGGAGCUACUAUGAUGAAAGAGGAUUUGUGCAUGGAGAUCGAUCCAUCGUUUAAAGAAAAUCUCGCUACUGCUGAGGACUGGCGAAAAGCGCUAAGUAAGGUUGUUCCGGCUGUGGUCGUCCUCCGUACUAACGCCUGCCGAGCAUUCGACACUGAACCGGCUGGUGCUAGCGCGGCUACUGGUUUUGUCGUUGAUAAACGCCGUGGCAUCAUACUCACCAACAGGCACGUUGUUAAACCAGGACCUGUGGUGGCAGAAGCAAUGUUUGUCAAUCGUGAAGAGAUACCAGUGUAUCCUAUAUAUAGAGACCCGGUUCAUGACUUCGGCUUUUUCCGGUAUGACCCUGCGGCAAUCCAAUUUCUUAGCUAUGAAGAGAUACCUCUGGCACCGGAAGCUGCUUGUGUGGGACUGGAGAUAAGGGUUGUUGGGAAUGAUAGUGGAGAAAAGGUCUCUAUUUUGGCUGGUACCCUUGCUCGUUUGGACAGAGAUGCGCCUCAUUACAAGAAAGAUGGCUACAAUGACUUCAAUACAUUCUACAUCCAAGCUGCUUCUGGCACCAAAGGUGGUUCAAGUGGUUCCCCAGUCAUUGAUUGGCAAGGUAGAGCAGUUGCCUUGAAUGCUGGUAGUAAGUCAUCAAGUGCUUCUGCUUUUUUCUUGCCUUUGGAACGGGUGGUCAGGGCGUUGAAGUUCUUACAACAGGGAAGAAACUCAUUUACUGAUAAAUGGGCAGCGGUGUCCAUUCCUCGUGGUACGCUUCAGGCCACAUUUGUCCAUAAAGGGUUUGACGAAACUCGUCGACUUGGUCUUCAAAGUGAAACGGAACAGCUGGUCCGAAAUGCAUCUCCACCAGGCGAAACUGGCAUGCUAGUUGUGGACUCGGUGGUACCGGGUGGUCCAGCUCACAAUUGCUUGGAGCCAGGUGAUGUGCUAGUUCGGAUGAACGGGGAGGUGCUUACUCAAUUCCUGAAGAUGGAGACUUUAUUUGAUGAUAGUGUCCACCAGAAGGUGGAACUUCAAAUUGAAAGGGGUGGCAAAUCAUUAACUAUGAACUUGGUGGUUCAGGAUUUGCACUCGGUGACGCCUGAUUACUUCUUGGAAGUUAGUGGUGCUGUGAUACAUCCUCUAUCAUACCAACAGGCUAGAAAUUUCCGUUUUCAUUGUGGUCUUGUCUAUGUUGCUGAGCCGGGGUAUAUGUUCUUUAGAGCUGGAGUUCCUAGACAUGCUAUAAUUAAGAAGUUCGCCGGUGAAGAUAUAUCAAGGGUUGAGGACUUUGUAACUGUUCUUUCCAAGCUGUCUAGAGGUGCAAGAGUGCCCCUGGAAUACAUAAGCUAUGCUGAUCGUCAUCGUAGAAAGUCUGUCCUUGUCACAGUAGAUCGACAUGAGUGGUAUGCCCCUCCAAGGAUAUAUACUCGUGAUGACAGCUCUGGAUUAUGGAUAGUGAAGUUGGCUUUACCAUUUAAUACUCCAGUUGCUCCUCCAUGCUCAAACGUUGUUGAUCUAGAUUCAGAAAGAGAUAUAUUACCAUCAAACAGUGGUGUGGUUAGUCCAAUGGAACAGAUGCAUCAGUUUGUCUGCGACUCAACGGAUGGUGUCACCAGCAUGGAAACUAGUUUGGAACAAGUUACGGAUCAGGAAGAAUCUGAUGCUGGAACCAAAAAAAGGAGAGUGGAGGAGGUAUCCUCAAUUGAUGGAAAUGUCGUUGAUUAUGCACUCCAUGAGCCAGGGGAGGAAAGGAUGGAGGAUUCUGGAGAUGCUGGAAAUGGAAUUUCAAGAGAUUAUCUACAAGCUGCAAAUGGAGCGGGAAAUGCUUCAGUUGCUGAACGUGUCAUAGAGCCGACACUUGUGAUGUUUGAGGUUCAUGUGCCUUCCGUAUGUAUGAUUGAUGGAGUCCACUCACAAAAUUUCUUUGGAACUGGUGUUAUCAUAUAUCAUUCCAAAACCAUGGGAUUAGUUGCUGUUGACAAAAAUACAGUUGCAGUAUCUGUUUCUGAUGUCAUGCUGUCUUUUGCUGCUUUUCCUAUGGAAAUUCCUGGGGAGGUGGUUUUUCUCCAUCCCGUCCAUAAUUUUGCGCUUGUUGCAUACGAUCCAACUGCAUUGGGAGAUAUUGGUGCCUCUAUGGUGCGUGCUGCUGAACUUCUUCCAGAACCUACACUUCGUCGAGGAGAUUCCGUAUGCCUCGUUGGUUUGAGCAGAAGCCUCCAGGCAACGUCAAGAAAAUCUUUCGUCACCAAUCCUUGUGCUGCAUUGAACAUUGGUUCAGCUGAUUGUCCACGCUAUAGAGCAACCAAUAUGGAAGUUAUUGAGCUUGAUACUGAUUUUGGCAGUUCAUUUUCUGGUGUAUUAACGGAUGAGCUUGGGAGAGUUAAAGCAUUAUGGGGAAGCUUUUCAACUCAGCUGAAAUAUGGUUGUCAUUCAUCUGAGGAUCAUCAGUUUGUUCGGGGGAUUCCAAUCUAUACUAUCAGCCAAGUUCUUGAUAAAAUCAUAGCUGGUGGUGAUGGUCCUCGGCUCCUGAUAAAUGGUGUAAAGAGACCAAUGCCACUUGUCAGAAUAUUGGAAGUUGAGCUAUACCCUACUUUGCUCUCUAAAGCCCGAAGCUUUGGGCUAAGUGAUGCUUGGAUCCAGGCUCUUGUGAAAAAAGAUCCUAUUAGACGUCAAGUAUUGAGGGUUAAAGGGUGCUUAGCAGGGUCAAGAGCUGAAAAUUUAUUAGAGCAAGGUGACAUGGUUCUGGCAAUAAAUAAAGUGCCAGUCACAUGUUUCCAUGGCAUUGAAGAAGCUUGCCUAGCUUUGGACCAGGAUGGCAAUAGUGAUGGGACACUUAAAAUGACAAUCUUUCGACAGGGACAUGAGAUGGAAUUACUUGUUGGAACAGAUGUUAGAGAUGGUAAUGGAACAACUCGUGUGAUUAAUUGGUGUGGGUGCAUUGUCCAAGAUCCACACCCUGCAGUGCGUGCUCUUGGAUUUCUUCCUGAAGAAGGCCAUGGGGUUUACGUGGCAAGGUGGUGCCAUGGAAGUCCAGUGCAUCGAUAUGGUCUAUAUGCUCUUCAAUGGAUUGUCGAAGUUAAUGGGAAACGCACACCGAAUCUGGAUUCUUUCGUCGAGGCAACAAAGGAAUUGGAACACGGGGAAUUUGUCCGUGUCAGAACUGUGCACUUAAAUGGGAAACCUCGGGUACUUACCCUGAAGCAAGAUCUACACUAUUGGCCUACAUGGGAGUUGAGGUUUGAUCCUGAAUCUGCAAUUUGGCGGCGAAAGACAAUUAAAGCUUUAGAUUGUAACAUCUCCCCUUAA